GCGAUUCUCUGUAGACAUAGCAGCUUGUGGGUUAGAGUUCCAAAGUUCCAAGAACUCUAUCCAAGUGUCUGGAGUCUAAAGUUGCUCUGCCUAGUGCCCUAAACGAGAGAUAGGCCAAGCUCUAUGGAGAAGUUGCAGGUGCUUCUAAGGCAUCCUAUCUUCUGCGACCUGUUCUUGCUGCUAGUUUAUGUUCAAGCAUGUUCAAACCUUGCUAUGGCUGGUUCCAUAGUUAAGUUUCUUCCAGGAUUUGAAGGACCCCUCCCCUUUGAACUCGAAACCGGGUAUAUUGGAGUUGGUGAAUCAGAGGAUGUGCAGCUCUUCUACGCUUUUAUCAAGUCAGAGUCAAAUCCUCGUUCGGAUCCUCUUAUCCUUUGGUUAGAUGGAGGCCCUGGCUGCAGCUCAUUUAUUGCACUUUUCUUUGGGACAGGACCAGUAACUUUCGAGCCAUUGUCGUUGGAAGGCACUCUACCCAAGUUGGUAUUAAAUCCCUAUACUUGGACCAAGGUUGUAAGCAUCAUCUUUCUGGAUUCGCCAGUUGGAACUGGUUUUUCUUAUGCUAAGACUGCAAAAGCUUCUCAAUCUUCAGAUUUUCAAGCCUCUGAUCAAGCUUAUGAAUUUAUCAGGAAGUGGCUACAUGAUCACCCAGAGUACAAGUCGAAUCCAUUCUAUGUUAGUGGAAUCUCGUAUGGGGGCAUUCCUGUUCCAAUAUUAACUCAACUUAUAUCAAAUGGAAACGAGGACGGCAUUGAACCACGUAUUGAUCUUAAGGGAUACAUACUUGGAAAUCCAGUGACGAAAGCUUUAGGAAUUCUAAACUAUAGAGUUCCGUUUGCUUAUGGGAUGGGGCUGAUUUCUGAUGAACUCUAUGAGUCCUUGAAGGUUAGCUGUAAAGGGGAAUAUGAAAUCAUAGAUCCUAGUAAUCCAGUGUGUUCGAAAAAUAUGCAGGCAUACAAUGAGUUGGUUCGUAAUAUUGAGGUACAACAUAUCUUGAUUCCCGUAUGUCCUUCCCUUUCACGAGAGCCAAAUAAAUUAUUUACUGGUGGGAGAUCCAUUAUACAAAUGUUGUAUAAGAAGUUUGAAGAGCUAGACGUUCGGGAAUCUACUCCAGUCAAAUGCCUAACGGAUUUGAUUAUGCUCGUUCAGCACUGGGCUAACAACAAGAGUGUCCAAGUGGCCCUCCAUGUGCGAAGGGAAACUAUCGGACAGUGGUUAAGAUGCAACGAUUUCUUGCCAUACACAGAAAAUGCAGCGACUGUUGUACCAUAUCAUGCAAACCUUAGCACUAAAGGUUAUAGAUCCCUUGUAUACAGUGGUGACCAUGAUCUGUUGGCCCCGCACAUUGAAACUCAAGCAUGGAUAAGAUCUCUACAUUACCCAAUUAUUGACGAUUGGAGACAGUGGAUUCAUCAAGGCCAAGUUGCCGGUUACACAAGGACCUACGCAAAUAAGAUGACAUUUGCAACAGUGAAGGGAGGAGGCCAUGUUGCUUAUGAGUUCAAGCCUGCCGAAUGCAGAACUAUGCUUGAGAGAUGGAUAUCGCAUCAGCCUCUCUAAUCACUUCUGAGCAUCAAAUGUUCCACUCUUAAAUAUAAAUUAUUGUAACUUUGGGUCAUGAGACGCUUCUACUCCAAGUCUCCAAUGGAUUGCCGCCUUAUGGAGAUAUGAUUAGCAGAAAAGUGAAUAAAAUGUAGUAGUUAAAAUGGGAAUCACGUUAGGCCUCCAAACCUUUCUAUAUGACUGUUGAAGCUUUUACUUUGAAAAUGUGUCAUUGAAUUAAAUUUCCUCAAUUUUGCAAUAAAUAAAAUUUUGAAUUCACAGGAAAGUACAGGUUUGGCAAGGAAUUCAAAUAUUUUAAAAAAAAAAAUUGUUCCUGCAUUAAACCUGAAUGGAGGGAAUCUACCAAAGCAUUUAAAAGGUGAAGAGGAGUAGGAAAAGGAAUUUCUUAUUCAUAGUUGAAAAGCAAUUUUCUUGAGAACACUUUUAAAACCUAAAGAAUAUCAAAAGAAUAAAUCCAUCAUGUCUAGGACUCAUCUAAUUAUUGUUUAAGCAAAACUGUGACUCAAAAGUACCUUAAAAGUCUUUUUUUUUUUAAGAUAACUCUAAAUUACAUGUUUGUGGUCACGAAUGACCUGGUCAUCGAAGGAUUAUACUUGACUCACAUUUGAGUAAAUUCAAUCUUUAGAAAUUCAAUAGGUCAAAUUGUGUUACUCAUCUCAAAAAGUGGUGCAACUUAAUCUGAACUAUUGAAUUUUUGAAAACCGGAUCUUCCAAGUUUUGGCUGAACGUGUUAAGGGUAUCAAGAUCUCUCUAUUUAUGAUGAGCCCGGCAACAUCGUUCAAAUCCUGCUGGUGCCAAGGGAAAUGGGGCACAUGUGGGUGCAUGGGCUCAAGUUUUUGCCUUCUCAUAUGGGAAGGAGGAAUGCAAGGCUCAUAUGGGAAGAUGAGACGUGCCCAAUCAACAAAAAGCUCGAGGAGAGAUAGAAGGUGAAGCGUGACGGAGAAAACAGAGAAUAGUGUUUGAACAUUCUCAUCAAGUAUUGGGUGGACUCUUUCUGUGUAUGAAAGAAAGAUGGCAAGGUAUGAUGCAGGAAAGCACAGAACGGAUGGCGACUGAAACAUGGUUAGACCUCAAGGUCCUCAACUCUUGAUCUGUACUUUGAUCAAACUUCAAAGGAGGUAGUGCAAAUAACCCUCUAAUGUUUUAAACAAGUCAUUUUCUUUUCUUUUCUUUUUUUCGUUAUUUGAAGGAAAACAUUUACAACAAAAAGGAAAAAAAAAACAAAAAACAGUUAUGUAAGUGAACUUUACAUGCAUUACAGUUUGUGAAAUUCGUCAAUUCUGUGUAGAAUUCUGUUCAGUGGACUGAACAUAAGCGCAAUCUUUGUAAGAACCAUAUUAGUUUUACCAUUGACUUAGCCUCCAAGGAGUAGCUUCAGUAACACCUAAUCAAAUAAACUUCUACUUCUCGUGAAAAUCAAUGUUCAAAAGCACAUCGGGUUAUCAGAUGAACUUCCACACAAGGGAAAAUAUAUCUUGACAGAUAAAAGGUAUUCUAACGGUUCAAAGAAACCUCAAGUCUCCAAUCUGCAUGCAUAGUCCAAUUAAGGAACUAAUUAUUAAUGGAUCAUUGCAAGAAGUCUGAUUUUGACCUGAAAUGAUGAUGGACGACCAAAACUAUCAA
Coffea arabica (coffee) is the source of this 3180-nucleotide messenger RNA. RefSeq names its product serine carboxypeptidase-like 2. The record is from RefSeq and is a predicted model, not a curated record. Gene Ontology annotation, molecular function: acyltransferase activity, transferring groups other than amino-acyl groups; serine-type carboxypeptidase activity. Lineage: Eukaryota; Viridiplantae; Streptophyta; Magnoliopsida; Gentianales; Rubiaceae. Gene Ontology annotation, biological process: proteolysis; secondary metabolic process.